Molecule: messenger RNA, 2597 nt
Organism: Eutrema salsugineum
Lineage: Eukaryota; Viridiplantae; Streptophyta; Magnoliopsida; Brassicales; Brassicaceae
Product: replication protein A 70 kDa DNA-binding subunit A
Exons: 2
Coding region: 514-2442 (642 amino acids)
Biological process (GO): telomere maintenance via telomerase; nucleotide-excision repair; double-strand break repair via homologous recombination
Cellular component (GO): nucleus; DNA replication factor A complex
Molecular function (GO): single-stranded telomeric DNA binding; damaged DNA binding
Source: RefSeq, a predicted model, not a curated record
UUGUGGACCUCGGACUAAUACUGUGUGCGAUCCUCUUCAGUUGGGCCUCUAAAUGUGCCAGAUUGUUUAUAGAAGUUUCCGAUUUUUUUAAGAAAUCGGUUUUAGUCAAUAUAACAUUGGUUGUCCGCUUAGAUCGCCGAUUAAUCAGCAACUAUAUACGACAAAAAAAUAAAUCAGCAGCAAUAUUUUAGGAUCUCUUUAGGGUUCAAUUCUUAUCUAGCUACGGGCUUAAAAAUCAGGCCCAUAUUUGAUUUAGCUGAGAGGGAAACCACAAGUCGAGGUUAUAUUUGUCAUUGCAAAUAUUUGUCAUUGCAAGUGAAUUGUUAACACAAAAAAAAUUAAAAUUAAGGAAAUAUAAACUGUUGCAACUUGCAUCACCAUCGUUCUUAAGGUGGUCGAUAUACUCUUCCUUUCGGUCCCUCUAUUUCCCCAUUCCUCCAUUCCUGAUUCCUUUUUAGUAUUUUUUUUUAUAAUCGAUUCUUCCAUUUUUUAGGGCUUUUGGACUAUCAAAUCAUGCCGAUAAGUUUGACUCCCAACGCCAUCACGGCGAUUAAAGCAGGCGACGUAAAUUUGAAGCCUCUGUUACAGGUUUUAGAUAUCAAACUGAUAGGAAAAAGUCAGGAGAGAAGCAAGGAUAGGUACCGUUUGCUGAUUUCAGAUGGUAUCUCAGCUCAAUAUGCUAUGCUCGCGGUUCAGCUCAAUGAUCGAGUCAAGUCGGCACAGGUUGAGAAGGGAUCCAUUGUUCAGCUGAUUGAUUACAUUUGCAGCGACGUUAAAGGCCGCAACCUUAUUGUGGUGCUGAACAUGGAGACCAUAGUACCACAUUCUGAAACUAUUGGCAACCCCACAAUGUCUGCAGAUUCAGAUACAAAAGCCCAAAACCCGCUCUCAGAUCUGGGCAGUAUAUCGCCUACAAAUAGGUUUGUUUUUAAUGAGCCGUCGAUCCAGCAUUUUGUUAAUAAAGCACCUUCCGGGGGCGUAAACAUUCAAAAUCCAGUCAACAAUACUCCAACUUUCAGGCCAUCUGUUCAACCUUCAUAUCAACCACCUCCAAGCUACAGAAAUCAUGGACCCAUAAUGAAGAAUGAAGCUCCAGCUCGAAUCAUCCCUAUUGCUGCUCUCAACCCAUACCAAGGUCGGUGGGCUAUUAAGGCUAGAGUAACUGCAAAAGGAGAUAUCAGACGAUAUAAUAAUGCCAAAGGAGACGGGAAAGUUUUCUCCUUUGACCUGCUUGACUCUGAUGGAGGGGAGAUUCGUAUUACUUGCUUUAAUGUUGUUGUUGACCGAUUCUAUGAUGUUAUCGAUGUUGGCAAGGUCUAUUUGAUCUCAAAGGGAAGUUUGAAGCCUGCACAGAAAAAUUUCAACCACUUAAAGAACGAAUGGGAAAUUUUUUUGGAGUCAACUUCGACUGUAGAGCUUUGCCCUGAUGAAGAUGGCUCCAUACCAAGGCAGCAGUUCUCCUUCCGUCCUAUAAGUGACAUUGAGAACGCUGAGAACAAUACGAUACUCGAUAUCAUUGGAGUUGUGACUUCUGUGAAUCCCUCAGUGCCAAUCUUGAGAAAGAAUGGGAUGGAAACCCAUAGGAGAAUCCUGAAUCUGAAGGAUGAAUCUGGUAAGGCCGUAGAAGUUACGCUAUGGGGAGAAUUCUGUAAUCGAGAUGGUCGGCAACUCGAAGAGUUGGUCGAGUCAGCUUUUUUCCCGGUUUUAGCAAUAAAAGCUGGUAAAGUGAGUGACUUCAGUGGGAAAUCAGUUGGGACUAUAUCGUCAACACAGCUCUUCAUAAAUCCAGAUUUUCCUGAAGCGCAUAUACUGAGAAAUUGGUUCGAUCACGGGGGGAAAGAUACUGCCUCCUCUUCCAUUUCCAGAGACAAUAUGCCUGGAGGAGGUUCGAGGAACGAGAUAAGAAAAACUGUUUCUCAGAUCAAAGAGGAAGGUCUUGGAAGAUCAGAUAAGCCUGACUGGGUCACUGUGAAAGCAACUAUAUCAUUCAUCAAAACCGAUAGCUUCUGUUACACAGCUUGUCCUUUGAUGAUUGGAGAUAAACAAUGCAACAAAAAGGUGACACAGACUGGAACAAACAUGUGGCUCUGUGACCGGUGCAACCAAGAGUCCGAGGAAUGCGACUACAGAUACCUACUUCAGGUGCAGAUUCAAGACCACACAGGAUUGGCUUGGGUUACCGCGUUUCAAGAAUCCGGUGAAGAGAUCAUGGGUUGUCCGGCUAAGCAGCUUUACAGCCUGAAAUACGAAUUGCAGAAUGAUGAAGAAUUCGCAGAGAUUGUUAGAAACAGACUGUUUCAUCAGUACAUGUUGAAGCUGAAGAUCAAAGAAGAAUCGUACGCGGAUGAACAAAGAGUGAAGAUGACCGUGGUGAAGGUAGAUAUGGUUAAUUACAUAUCCGAGAGUAAAUACUUGCUCAAUUCGCUCGUAAGGUCUCUAUAGAGAUCUCAGUAACUCUCAAUUAAUGCAAAAUCGAGUUUAGUUUUUCGAUCUUAGUACAUUACCAUAUAAUGUAAUUUGAGCUUUACGCUUUUUCCGAAUCCCAUUUGUUUAUGGAUUCAUCAAGAGAAAUUCAGGAAAUAAGGAGUUUUUUUUUA